GGUGUUGGUUACGAUUUAUAUGAUUGGAUUGUGUACAGCUGUUUUAGGGUCCGUACAAAAACAGCUUGUUACAAAUGACGCAUCAGCUACAUCAGCUAGUAUUCAAUGCGGGCCUAAUGAAAUACCAACAACCAAUAAGAUAAUAUGUCCACCACAAACAUGUGAGAGUAUAUAUACACUAUACUCGUGUAUUGAAACACCACCGGUGGCUGGGUGUGAUUGUGUAGACAAUUAUUUAAGGAAUUCCAGUGGUAUCUGUAUACCUAGUGAUCAAUGUCCAUCGCCAUCUGAACUCUUGCAUUGUGGUCCAAACGAAGUACCUACCACCGAUAGAAUUGUAUGUCCACCGCAGACUUGCGACAGUAUUUAUAAGUCGUUCCAAUGCGAGGUAAAACCGCCUGAGCCUGGCUGUGACUGCCUUCAAAACUAUCUGAGGAAUGCAACUGGAGUAUGUAUCCCGAGUGACGAAUGUCCAUCGACUCCAGUAUCAUCUCCAAAAUGUGGACUUAACGAAGUAGCUACUGAUAAUGCGAUAAUAUGCCCACCUCAGACUUGUGAAAGCCUCUACACAAUGUAUGACUGCUUGCCAAAUCUUCCUGUACCAGGAUGCAACUGUAUUGACGGUUAUUUCAGAAACGCUAGCGGAAUAUGCGUUCCUACAGACGAAUGUCCACCUCGUGUUUAUGAUAUAAAAUGUGGACCCAACGAGAUAAAGAAAGACAAAAAAACUGAGUGUCCUCCUCAGACUUGCGAGAGUUUAUAUACUAUAAACUUUUGUUUACCUCAAGACCCAGAACCUGGAUGCGAUUGCAUUGAAGGUUACCUUAGAAAUGACUUUGGAACAUGUAUACCGAGUAGUGAAUGUCCCACGUAUGAUAAUGAUUUUGGCUAUAGUGAUGAAAGUGAAGAAUCUGAUUAUGAUACGAAUUCCGUGUCAUCAACAACUAGUCAGUCAUCGUCAUCAUCGUCAUCAACCAGUCAAACUUGGUUUUUACUUUAUACAUUCAUUUUAUAUCAGCUCACCAUGUGGGUUCUAUUAUUGUUGAGUAUUUUAGCCUCUGUUGAGGUGGACGCGGGGAGACCUAAACCUCCGGUCUGCACACCAAAACCAGUAAAGCCUAAGUGUGGUCCAAAUGAAGUACCAAGUAAUUGCAAGAUAGUUUGCCCACCACAAAGCUGUGAGAGCAUUUAUACUACGUACAUGUGUGAAAAACUACCUUGUGAGAAAGGCUGCAAUUGCAUUAAUGGUUAUCUUAGAAAUGCUAAUGGCACUUGCAUUCCAAACGAGCAAUGUUUUUCAGAUCCGGAUCCUGUUUGUGGUCCAAAUGAGGAACCAAGUGAUUGUAAAAUAGUUUGCCCACCACAAUCCUGCGCAAGUAUUUACUCUUCAUACCUAUGUGAUAAAGAUCGUCCGUGUGAAAAAGGUUGUAAUUGCAUCAAUGGUUACCUUAGGAAUUCAGAAGGCACAUGUAUACCGAGUGAACAAUGUUCUAUAGGAUCCACUACUCCUGAAUGUGGUACAAAUGAAGUAUACAGUGAUUGCAAGAUAGUAUGUCCACCGCAGUCUUGUGAGAGCAUCUAUACAGACUAUUUGUGUCUUAAUGGAGGUUGUGAGCCAGGCUGCAACUGUAUUGAUACCUAUUUACGAGAUACUAACGGGACAUGCAUACCCAGUGACCAGUGUCCAACACAUAACUGGAAUGGUUGUAGUGUUAAUGAAACCUAUGUAGACUGUGCAUUUCGAUGUCCUAAUCAAUACUGCCCAGAAGAUGACAGUCGUUUACAGGUCGCUUGUAAACCUGGCCGGCCCUGUCCACCUGGUUGUGCUUGUAACCCCGGCUAUAGAAGAAAGAGCACUGAUGACGAGAGUUGUAUUUUAGCUUCAGACUGCCCCCCAGUGUCAUGUACUAGACCUAACGAAGUAUGGGCUCCGUGUGCAUCGGAUUGCCUCAAUGAGAAAUGCGAGGAUAUUGACAAUCCACCCCCAUGUGAACCAACGCCAGACAAUUGUCAACCUCAAUGCGUGUGCAAGAAAAACUCUUGUAGAAACGAUAAAGAUAUUUGCGUACCUUCUGGCAAAUGUAUAGUUCCAAAACCACCGAUAUAUGAUAGAUGUACUGCAACUUGCGCUGUACCAAAUCCAUCUAAUUGUUCAUCAGGUCCAGUCAAUAAAUGUGAAUCUGGAUAUAUACUAUCAAAGCAAGGAGGAAAAUGCAUUAAAUUAGAAGAUUGUCCACAGAACCUGGGCUGUAACGGUGAUCCAAAUGCUGUUAUUAAGACAUGUCCUUCGCCCUGCCCAUCAACAUGUGAACAACCAAAUUCAUUGCCAUGCAAGAGACUAUGUUUAGCCUUUGGAUGUCAAUGUGCACCAGGUUACAUUCUUUCUGAAAUUGACGGAAAGUGCAUUCUACCUGAGAAAUGCAAAUGUGGCAAUCCAUGCGGAGAAAACGAGAGAUUCGUAAGUUGUUACUCUGGUUGUCCAACGGAUUAUUGUCCAGUGGACGACAGCCGUGCCAUAGUUAUAUGUGAAUCGUUUCCCUUCUCACCUUGUCAGUCUGGCUGCGUAUGCAAUUUGAACCACAAGAAGUUAAGCCGUGAAGAUGAUCGAUGCAUUGUGUCUUCCGAUUGUCCUCCUGUAAACUGCACAAGACCUAAUGAAGAAUGGAGCCCAUGCCCUUCAGAUUGUUCGGGCGAGUACUGCGACAGUGCAUAUGAAGAACCAGUUGUAUGUAACACUCUGGUAUUGAAUUGUCAACCUCGUUGCACAUGCAUUAAAAAUCACUUUAGGAAUGCAACAGAUAUUUGUAUUCCUGCGCAUGAAUGUCCCAAGAAAGAAACUUCACCGGCAUCUAGCAACAUACAGAAUUAAUUACAUUUCAAUUGUCUAUUUUUAUAUAUCUACUAUAAAUUCAUCAAAUUUUAGUUCGUACAUUAUACUUGUACGACAAUUAAACAAUUUUGG
Achroia grisella is the source of this 2962-nucleotide messenger RNA. RefSeq names its product zonadhesin-like. The coding region runs from base 20 to 2869 and encodes 949 amino acids. Lineage: Eukaryota; Metazoa; Arthropoda; Insecta; Lepidoptera; Pyralidae. The transcript is spliced from 17 exons. The record is from RefSeq and is a predicted model, not a curated record.